CGCUUCCCGGCCGCGCGCUGAGAAGGAGCAGCCUGAUUGGUUCCCGUCAGCCGUGACGCGGGCGCUUCUCUCGGCCGACGAAGAGGCGCUCUUCUCGGCCUCGGGUGCUACGCGAGCCCCCGGCUUGCGGCCUCGACGGAAGGGAAAAAAAAUGUCCCUCUAUGAUGAUCUGGGAGUAGAAACCAGUGAUUCCAAAACUGAAGGCUGGUCCAAAAAUUUCAAACUUCUGCAAUCUCAGCUGCAAGUGAAAAAAGCCGCUCUGACUCAAGCAAAGAGCCAGCGGUCAAAACAAAGCACAGUCCUUGCUCCUGUCAUCGACCUGAAACGGGGCAGUGCUUCGGAUGAGCGCCAGAUAGCGGACACCCCACCCCACGUGGCGGCUGGUUUGAAGGACCCCGUCCCUAGUGGCUUUUCAGCGGGAGACGUAUUGAUCCCUUUAGCGGAUGAGUACGAUCCGAUGUUCCCGAACGAUUACGAGAAAGUCGUAAAACGCCAGCGAGAGGAACGGCAAAGGCAGCGCGAGCUGGAGAGGCAGAAAGAGAUUGAGGAGAGGGAGAAGAGGCGCAAAGACAGACACGAGGCAAGUGGAUUUUCCAGACGGCCUGAUCCGGAUUCGGAUGAAGAUGAAGAUUAUGAGAGGGAGAGGCGGAAACGAAGUAUGGGAGGAGCUGCCAUUGCACCACCUACUUCUUUGGUUGAGAAGGACAAAGAACCUUUAUCCUCCUAUGAGGAAGAGUCAAGGCCUCGGGGUUCAUCAUCCAAGGCUGCUAUUCCUCCUCCGAUGUACGAUGAGCCCGAGAGACCUCGUUCCCCAACGGGGCCCAGCAAUUCCUUCCUUGCAAACAUGGGAGGCACGGUGGCUCACAAGAUCAUGCAGAAAUACGGCUUCCGGGAAGGCCAGGGUUUGGGGAAGCACGAACAGGGUCUCAGCACCGCCCUGUCGGUAGAGAAAACCAGCAAGAGGGGAGGCAAAAUCAUUGUUGGAGACGCUGCUGAUAAAGGAGAUGCAUCAAAGAAAUCGGAUUCAAACCCUUUAACAGAAAUACUGAAAUGUCCAACCAAAGUUGUCUUAUUGCGGAAUAUGGUUGGAGCUGGGGAAGUUGACGAAGACCUUGAAGGUGAAACG
Thamnophis sirtalis is the source of this 1126-nucleotide messenger RNA. Lineage: Eukaryota; Metazoa; Chordata; Lepidosauria; Squamata; Natricidae. The record is from RefSeq and is a predicted model, not a curated record.